AUGAGUAUUGCUGAAUUCGCUUACAAGGAAAAGCCAGAGACUUUGGUUUUAUUCGAUGUUGACGGUACUUUAACCCCAGCCAGACUGACUGUUUCCGAAGAAGUUAGAAACACUUUGAUCAAGUUGAGAAAUAAGUGCUGUAUCGGGUUUGUUGGUGGUUCCGAUUUGAGCAAGCAAUUAGAACAAUUGGGUCCAAACGUCUUGAACGAUUUUGACUACUCUUUCUCUGAAAAUGGUUUAACCGCCUACAGAUUGGGUAAGGAACUGGCUUCCCAAUCUUUCAUCAACUGGCUCGGUGAAGAAAAAUACAACAAAUUGGCUGUGUUCGUUUUAAGAUACUUGUCGGAAAUUGACUUGCCAAAGAGAAGAGGUACUUUCUUGGAAUUCAGAAAUGGUAUGAUCAACAUUUCCCCAAUCGGUAGAAAUGCUUCCACCGAAGAAAGAAACGAAUUCGAAAGGUACGACAAAGUACACCAAAUUAGAGCUAAAUUCGUUGAAGCUUUGAAAAAGGAAUUCCCAGACUACGGUUUGACUUUCUCCAUUGGUGGCCAAAUCUCCUUUGAUGUCUUCCCAGCUGGUUGGGAUAAGACCUACUGUUUGCAACACGUUGCUAAGGAUGGUUUCAAAGAAAUACAUUUCUUUGGUGACAAGACCAUGGUUGGUGGUAACGAUUACGAAAUCUUUGCUGACGAAAGAACCAUCGGACAUUCAGUUCAAUCUCCAGAUGACACCGUCAGAAUUUUAACUGAAAUAUUCGACUUAUAA
Messenger RNA from Saccharomyces eubayanus, 765 nucleotides. RefSeq names its product phosphomannomutase SEC53 (gene SEC53). The record is from RefSeq and is a predicted model, not a curated record. Gene Ontology annotation, biological process: protein N-linked glycosylation; GDP-mannose biosynthetic process; mannose metabolic process. Gene Ontology annotation, molecular function: phosphomannomutase activity. Lineage: Eukaryota; Fungi; Ascomycota; Saccharomycetes; Saccharomycetales; Saccharomycetaceae. The coding region runs from base 1 to 765 and encodes 254 amino acids. The transcript has a single exon. Gene Ontology annotation, cellular component: cytosol.